Molecule: messenger RNA, 1788 nt
Organism: Acytostelium subglobosum LB1
Lineage: Eukaryota; Evosea; Eumycetozoa; Acytosteliales; Acytosteliaceae
Exons: 1
Coding region: 1-1788 (595 amino acids)
Biological process (GO): symbiont-mediated killing of host cell
Molecular function (GO): toxin activity
Source: RefSeq, a predicted model, not a curated record
AUGACUGAACUGAUCAGAUCCAAGGAAUCACCUUUGUCCGCCUCAACUGCGACUGGUGAUAUACUAAUGCAACAACUCAAGUCUGCGAUAGUGGGCAUGUCAUCAAUCACUCCUCAGAAUGGAACAUCAGUGAGCAGAACGAUAAAUGUAAUCUGGUCCGCAUUUCUCGAUAACUUGUUCAAGGACUCUUUCAUCAAUCAAUGGUACCUGGACAACCUCCUUGCCGCCACUGGUGAUUUGAACAACUACAACCUGACCAGUAUCAAGGCGCCAAUGAAGGCCACCCGUAAUCUCAUGAACACCUUUGCCACCAAUGUUGAGUUCCAACUUAUGGAGAACACGCCACAGUCACGCCAAAAGGUGCGUACUUCGUUCACUGCGCUCGAGACUAAGCUGCGCAUGAACCUGGCCAACAUCUUCCGUCAUAGCUCAUCUGAUCUUGCUGAGUUGCCCACGUUUGCCUUCAGCUCCACGAUCUACUUCAUGGUCCAAACACAGUUCCAGAGAUACGCCACCGCUUGGGGAUUCGACAACAACGCCAUCGUGACCCAGCGCACCAAUGUGCGUAAUUCCUUAGCAAACUUCUCCAAUCACACCCGCGCAACCUUUGAGGCCAUGUCAAACAAGAUUGUGAAUACACCGAGAACCGAGAUCAUAUUUGAUGAGCUGGAUGCCCAACACAAAUUGGAGAGUGUCCUCCUCCUUCGCCUAGCACUCAUUCCCACUGUGUUUGACUAUGUAGCGAUGUGGUGGAGAAUGGACCUCUCGACUUUUCCCAGCGGCACCUAUGGUGAGCAGGUCAGACUGUUGUUCUCAAAGAUCAGUGGUAAUGUAGUGGAUCCCAGUACAUCCACUACUCCAUCUGGGUUUGACUAUGCUGGCACCUACCAAAGGAUGGAAGAAUUAUUCUCUGGCGCCAAAUUUGAACACUACCGUGGCCAGGUCACUCAGAUCCAGUUCUGUUUCAGUAACCAAGGUGUAAUCUCUGUGACCAGGAGUCUCAAGCUUUCGAACAAGACAACGGUCACCGUCACACCUCGAUCCCCCACUGAUACAGUAUCCAGUGUGCAGAGUGUGAUCAUUAGCCCGACCAUCAAAGACCAGGGUAUCAACUUGGGCCAUGUGGAGGUGCCACUGUUUAUCGGACUGGAGAUACACGUCGGCUAUAUGUACGCUGUUGGCGUGGUUGGACAGACCUACCUCCAUCAGGCCGAGUAUCCUCUACAAAACUUCAAUAUAUCGGUGCCCGGCCACAAGAUAUCCGACUUGUUCCCAUGGAGUAAAACUCGUGACAUACUUAUGGAUUACAAGAUCGUUGACGCGAUUCAGGGUGCCCUGAUCCCGUCAGAGGUAUUCCCAGAGAAUGUCGUUCUUGCCCGCGUGUCCACAAUGAUCAAUGCCCAGAAGUACCAUGAGAUCAGUGGCAACGUCACUUUCGCCAAGGACCAUCACACGAUUGGCUCUCACUCAAUGAGGAUGGAACCAAGCAGCCGUAUCAGAUACUAUUUCGAGGCCAAUGGAGUGGUGGUCGAGACAUAUACUAUUGGUAUCUUUGCCAAGACCACUGGAGCUGCAUCGACAGUCAGAAUCUAUAAUCAAGUGAAUCGAGUCAAGACAUUGUUGACCACUGUGAACAUUCCCGCAUCCACCGACUAUACGGCAUACAAUGACUUGAUGGCAUUGAUCGAUGUCAAGAAGGACCCAUACACCAAUCUUGAGUACCUGACCAUCGAGCCAUCUGCCGAGAUAUUCCUGAAUGCCAUCAUUCUCAAUCCAAUUAGUCUCUAA